Messenger RNA from Fraxinus pennsylvanica, 336 nucleotides. Lineage: Eukaryota; Viridiplantae; Streptophyta; Magnoliopsida; Lamiales; Oleaceae. The record is from the annotation of a GenBank genome assembly.
AUGGAUCAGCAUAAAGAUGUGUAUGCCUCAGCACCUUUCUCGACCAAUUCUGAUCAGACAGAUACUUUACCUUUUGGAAUGCAAACGGUGGAAUUAAGGGGCCUUCUCCUAUGGUACAACCGCGUGUUGCUAACCAUGAUCAAGAUUGCACCGUACUCCGAAGAUAUUGCAGAGGCAGCUAGGAUCAAGCAUUUGGAGUUCAAGGAAAAUCAUUUGAAGUGGUUAGAAGAUGGUAACUUACAUUCAGCAGUUUUUGAACCUGCUGAUAUUCAGAUUAAUGGUUCAGGUGAUGCAAAAUUUAGUACAAAGCCUAAAUACAGGGGCAAAUAUGUAUAG